Molecule: messenger RNA, 2963 nt
Organism: Capsella rubella
Lineage: Eukaryota; Viridiplantae; Streptophyta; Magnoliopsida; Brassicales; Brassicaceae
Product: disease susceptibility protein LOV1
Exons: 4
Coding region: 105-2855 (916 amino acids)
Biological process (GO): defense response to other organism
Molecular function (GO): ADP binding
Source: RefSeq, a predicted model, not a curated record
GCCAGUUAGCAGAGCUGAUUCAGAGUAGGAAAAUUCUGCGUUUUAAAUAUUAUUUUGUCUGCUUGUUUUGCUUUUAUCCGUCGCUUGUAACUUUGCUAUGGUUUAUGGCUGAAGGAGUUGUGUUGUUUGGAGUUCAGAAGCUUUGGGAGCUUCUACAUCGAGAAUCUGCGAGACUAAAUGGAAGUGAUGAGGAAGUUGAUGAACUAAAGCGUCAGCUGGGAAGGUUACAGGCGUUAAUGAAAGAUGCAGAUGCCAGGAAACAUGAUAGUGAAAGGGUGAGGAACUUUUUGGAAGAUGUUAAGGACAUUGUUUAUGAUGCUGAGGAUGUAAUUGAAUCCUUUCUUCUGAAGAAAUUUAGAGGAAAAGAAAAAAGGAUCACAAGGCAUGCGAGAAGGCUUGCUUGCUUCUUAGUGGAUCGCUGGGAAUUUGCUUUAGAUAUUGAAGGCAUAACUAAGAGGAUCUCUGAGGUGAUUGAGGGAAUGCAGAGAUUUGGGAUACAACAGAUCAUCGAUGGCGGCAGUUUGUUGUCGCUGCAAGAAAGACAUAGGGAGCAAAAGGAGAUCCGGCAAACAUUUGCUAACAGUUCUGAAAGUGAUCUUGUGGGGAUGGAACAAAGUGUUGAAGCAUUGGCUGGUCAUUUAGUAGAGAAUGAUAACAUUCAAGUGGUUUCUAUAUCUGGCAUGGGAGGUCUUGGUAAAACCACUCUCGCAAGACAAGUCUUACAUCAUGACAUGGUACAACGUCAUUUUGAUGGAUUUGCAUGGGUCUGUGUUUCACAACAGUUUACGCAGAAGUAUGUUUGGCAGAGGAUCUGGAAAGAACUUCAACCACAUAAUGGGGAAAUUUCACAUAUGGACGAGCAUAUACUCCAGGGUAAACUAUUUAAAUUGUUGGAAACCGGUAGAUAUUUGGUUGUUCUUGAUGAUGUAUGGAAAGAAGAAGACUGGGACCGAAUCAAAGCAGUGUUUCCGCGGAAAAGAGGUUGGAAGAUACUACUUACUUCUCGCAAUGAAGGUGUUGGGGUACAUGCAGAUCCAGCAUGUUUUGGCUUUAGACCAAAAUUCCUUUCUCCCGAAGAAAGUUGGAAGCUAUGUGAGAAGAUAGUGUUUCAUAGGAGAGACGAAACUGGCACAACACUUUCAGAAGUAAGGGUUGAUGAAGAAAUGGAAUCCAUGGGGAAGGAAAUGGUCACAUAUUGUGGGGGACUACCAUUAGCCGUUAAAGUCUUGGGAGGCUUAUUAGCAAAGAAACAUACUUUCUCAGAGUGGAAAAGAGUAUAUGAAAAUAUUGGAACUCAGAUCGUAGGAGGGUCUAGCUUAGAUGACAACAAUCUCAAUUCUAUUAAUCGAGUAUUGUCUCUGAGCUAUGAAGAUUUGCCAAUGUGUUUAAAGCAUUGCUUCCUUUACCUAGCCCAUUUCCCCGAAGAUCACGAGAUAUAUGUGGAUAAGUUAUUCAAUUACUGGGCUUCAGAAGGAAUCAUAACAUCAUUUUACAAUGGAUCAACCAUCAGAGAUUGUGGAGAAGACUACCUUGAAGAGUUAGUGCGGAGAAAUAUGGUUACUAUUGACAAAAACUAUUUGUUUUCGAGAAGCAUAUAUUGUCAAAUGCAUGACAUGAUGAGAGAAGUAUGUGUAUCAAAAGCCAAAGAAGAGAACUUCCUAGAAAUUGUCAAAGUCCCUACAGGGUCCUCUACCAUCAGUUCUCAAUCUCCUAGUAGAUCUCGCAGACUCUCUGUACGUGGUGGCAAUGCCCUUCAAAAGCUGGGACAGACUAAUAAUAAAAAAGUCAGAUCAUUUUUGUUUUUUGGAGUCGAGGAUGGCAUUUGUAUACAGUCAGCAACUCCAGGCUUCCGAAGUUUACCAUUGCUCAGGGUGUUGGAUCUUUCUAGUGUAAAGUUUGACAGAGGGAAGUUACCAUCCAGCAUUGGAGAUCUCAUCCACUUGAGAUUCUUGAGCUUACACCGAGCUGGCGUAUCUCAUCUACCUUCAUCUCUGCGGAAUCUUAAGCUUCUGCUCUAUUUGAACUUACGUGUUGCUGAUGUAGAAUCAGUUCAUGUGCCAAACAUUUUGAAAGAGAUGCAAGAACUGAGGUAUCUCCAGUUACCUAUAUCAAUGCCUGAUAAAACAAAGUUGGAAUUGGGUGGUCUAGUGAACUUGGAGUCUUUGAUGAAUUUUUCAACAAAGUACAGUAGUGUGAGGGACCUCCUCCAUAUGACUAAGCUUAGGGAACUUAAGGUAUUUAUCAGUGAUGGGUGUACUUCUGAAACUCUGUCGUCAUCUCUCCGUCAAUUGAGAUACCUGGAGGCACUUCGUUUAUAUGAUAGGCAAGAAACUCGUGUGGCUUAUCAUAGGGGAGAAAUCGUUCUGGAUUGUAUUCAUCUAAAGGAACUAGAGUUGGCGAUGCAUAUGCCAAGGUUUCCUGAUCAAUACCAAUCCCAUCCACACCUUUCGCACAUAUAUCUAUGGUGUUGCAGCUUAGAGGAGGAUCCAAUGCCUAUUCUAGAAAAAUUGCUACAUUUGAAGUCGGUUAUAUUAGCAUUUGGCGCUUUCGUUGGGAGGAGAAUGGUGUGCUCAAAAGGCGGCUUUUCUCAAUUAUGUGCUCUAGAACUAAUUGGACAAGAGGAGUUGGAAGAGUGGAUAGUAGAAGAAGGGUCGAUGCCAUGCAUUCGUACUUUGACUAUAGAUAAAUGUAGAAAGUUGAAGGAGCUUUCGGAUGGGAUCAGAUACAUAACGUCCUUGAAGGAACUGAAAAUUGUAGGUAUGAAGGAGUGGAUGGAGAAACUGGUACCGUGUGGGGAAGAUUACUACAAAGUCCAAAAUGUUCUGAAUGUUCGAUUUAUCAAUUGUAACGUAUAAGGAGAAUAACCGGUAGCAAGUUCACUCUGUUUACUUGCUAGUUAUGCAUCCUAUUUUAUCUAGACCUCAGUAAGAAUUAUAACAAUGUCUUAAGAUAUUAUAAAAAAA